Molecule: messenger RNA, 225 nt
Organism: Exserohilum turcica Et28A
Lineage: Eukaryota; Fungi; Ascomycota; Dothideomycetes; Pleosporales; Pleosporaceae
Exons: 4
Coding region: 1-225 (74 amino acids)
Cellular component (GO): cytoplasm
Source: RefSeq, a predicted model, not a curated record
AUGGUUCUUGGCAAAGUCGCACACUACGCCUUUGAUGCCGUGCUAAUCUCCGCCUUCCUCGCCGGCGUCCGACGCUCAACUGGCCUCACUCUCAAGUCAGAUUCCCUCAGCGAAAACCCCAGCGCCCAAAAGUGGUUUGAAAACUACCUCUGGGUCGGCGAGACCGUCAUGGACCAGAGCGUCGCCUUUUUCGGUGCGAGCUCAUACUUUGAGCGCAAGCGGUAG